Notechis scutatus (mainland tiger snake) is the source of this 682-nucleotide messenger RNA. The record is from RefSeq and is a predicted model, not a curated record. Lineage: Eukaryota; Metazoa; Chordata; Lepidosauria; Squamata; Elapidae.
UGGACAACUCUCAGUUCCUUAUAGUUAUCCAGACACCACACGGGUCCUUCCUCCCGCUGACCACCUUGAAGCCAUGGUUUCCAAACGCGUCUUCAUCUGCAGCCUGGGCUCCAUCUACCUGUCCCUCCUCUUCGUCUUUUUGCUCAUGGAUGUCUACGCCCGGCCGGCCAACAGCUCCGUCCUCAAAGAGAAGGCGGCCGACAGCAAAGACGAAAACGAGAUCCUCCCUCCGGACCACUUGAAUGGAGUCAAGAUGGAGCUGGACGGGCACCUCAACAAGGAGUUUCACCAGGAGGUCUUCUUGGGGAAAGAGAUGGAGGAGUUUGAGGAAGACUCAGAACCGUGGAGGAACCGGAAGAAACUGGUGGUGAUUUUCUCAAAGGUUGACAUCAACCGGGAUAAGAAAAUCAGCGCCAAGGAGAUGCAGCGCUGGAUCAUGGAGAAGACCGAGGAGCACUUCCAGGAGGCCAUGAAAGAAAACAAGAUGCACUUCCAGGCCGUGGACCCUGAUGGCGACGGCCACGUGUCCUGGGAUGAAUAUAAAAUCAAGUUCCUGGCAAGCAAAGGCAUGAACGAGAAAGAGGUGGCGGAAAAGAUUAAAAACAACGAAGAGCUGAAGAUUGACGAAGAGAGUGAGUGUCUUUUUUUCCUGAACAGGAUUCAAAGCCCAUGGGUUCUGUGA